Symbiodinium sp. CCMP2592 is the source of this 639-nucleotide messenger RNA. Lineage: Eukaryota; Dinophyceae; Suessiales; Symbiodiniaceae. The record is from the annotation of a GenBank genome assembly.
AUGGACCAGGAUGGGUAUAUUGAUCUCCGACAGGUCCUGGAAUUGGAUGAGUUCGCACGAUGGACCGCCUUGGACGUAAAGGAAGUUGUCCAGGAAAGUUAUUCCAAAGACAAGCCACGGUUCCAGAUUACAAGCAGAGGGCAGCGACUCUUCAUCCGCGCCUUUCACAAGCGCCCCGGAGCUGAACCAGAAUGGCUGCGCAAAGACCGCCUUCGUGAGAGAACCCCGAGCCCGGGUCCGCCGGAGCUUCCGGCGGAUCCCUUCGAGGCGGGCAGCGAUGAUGGCAUCGGAGGCGUCCGACGAAACAAGAUGGCAGCUGCAACGCCGCCGAUGUGCUUCGACUUGAGCCAGGAGGACUCCGCAGACGAGGAUGCCGACGCGGAGGCGGAGCCGGAGACUUCUCUGCCGCAAGAUGCCGCCGUACUCUCCUCCUUGGGCGACGAGUGGUUCAGGAUGCCACUGGAGGGCUCCAUCUAUGCCUGGGUCUGCCGGCGACAAGAUGGCUCUGAAGAUGGGUUCGUCGAGAUGAACCCGGCCCCUUGGGUUCAUGUUGGCCCUGGUGAAGUCGAUGAGCGGCCAUGUUGGAUCAACGGAUCCACCCAGGAGUUCUUCUUUAUCGAGGAGGCUGAGGCGCCCUGA